UUGAAAAUAAACAGAAGUUGACUUUCGAUAGUUUAGUCACUUGAGAGCGUCCGCAAUGGUAAGUUCGGGCGCGUUCUUUUCACUACGUGCAUAACACGUGCGCCGCCUUCUCCAAACACAGAAAUGUCAUACCGGACGUCGAAGAAUACGGGCGCUCGAAUGAGGCAUCGCGACGCGACAUAUUGCGUGACGGACGAAUUAUCCGAAUGCGAACAAUGUGAUACGAUGAUGUGUCUUAGCGCAUACAAACCAAUUUUUCACAUUUUAUUUAUAUAUCUACUUGUUUUGGGGAACACAAAUGUCGUUGCACAAGAUUUGACAUGUUGUUCGCACACAACAGGCACGUGCAAAAGCGUAUGUGGAAAUAUAUCCUUAGUACAACUAGCAGCAAAUUUAGACGUAAGAAAUCAGUCAAUAACCGAAGUACAAAAAUAUUGUUCACAACAAAUGGUAGCCUUUUGGGAGUGCCUAAACGCAACUAUCAAAGAUAUGUCAAGAGGAGAUUCGUGGGCGGGACGAAUAUGCUGUUCAAUACCGCACAGCGAAAGUUGCCGAAGAGCGUGCGCAACUGGAACGCCACAAGAAGACUUAUCUCGAAGUUGUAGAAAAAGCGACGAAAUAGCAUUUUUCAGUUGCAUUCACAAACAACAAAAAGGUGAAGAUUGUUGUGGAAAUGCUAGAACAAUUGAGUGUAGAGAAGUUUGUAGAGAUAUAUUUCGAAGUCAAAUGACAGCAACAAAACACCAAAGACAAAAAUUAAAGGAUGAAUGUGAACAAAGAAGUCCCAAAGUUAUAGAAUGUGUAAAAGAUCUUAUUAAAGUGACGCCGGUAGAAAACUCUCUGAAACACUUACACUGCUGUGAUAAAUCCAAUAAUAUAAAAUGUAGAGAGGCCUGCAAGGAUGUGUUGUCGAAGACUAGUACUCUUCAAGAAAUUUAUGAUGGAUUAACAAUGGGAGGAUGUGGAGUCCCUUUACCACAGGAAUAUUUUUGGCAAUGUUUUCUUCAUCGAUUUACUGAUGAUUCUAACAAUUCUAUGGAAAAAUCGAGAAUUGAAAGAGUUGGUAUGGAUAGCGCUAAGUGGCAUUGUUGUCAACGAGCUAACUCAUCAGAAUGCAGUAGGUUAUGUUCGAAAACGUUCACGAAAUCUUGGGACACAAAUUCAAAAGAUUUUCAUAUCAAAUGUUUAAGCAAUAUUAAUGAAGAACCUUUAAGAAAUUGUAUUGAUGAAGUUGACGAACCGUGCGAACUUGGAUGCGACGGCCUCUCCUUUUGCACGAACUUUAAUAAUAGACCAACCGAAUUAUUUCGGUCUUGUACAUCGCAAGCAGACGAAGCAGCCAGGAGCGAGGUAACGAUGUGGCAAAAUCAAAGUAAUAUUACGUUAAGAAGUAUCACAUUACCUCUUAAGUCGAUGGAAAAAUAUGCAAACAUUUGGAAGGCUGUGGCUUGUGCUCUUCAAAUCAAGCCAUGCUCGAGGCAUUCCCACGCCAACCAAAUAUGCAGAGAUGUGUGCUUAGAAAUCCUUUCCCAAUGUGUUGAUUGGUCAAGAAUAUCACCAGUAUAUUCAGCAGAAUCUAUCUGUGAUUCCUUAUCACCAGAUGAUCCUAAUAUGUCGUGCAUAAAGUUACAUGAGUAUCUUUAUCCAUCUGCAAUAACUUAUCAAAAAAUAUCAGGACAAAUAUCAAGUCCUUGCAAAGGUAACCCGUGUGAACAUAAUGAGAUAUGUCUCAUUAAUAAAAACUGUAUUCAUGGAAUUAAUUGUAAACCUUAUAUUUGUCAACCUGGUUGUAAAUUAGGUGAAGUUUCUCAAUACAUGGUUCCAGAUGGCUCGUAUGUUCGAAUACCAAUUCCACAUAACCCAAAAGGAUGCUUAAAGAUUUGCAAAUGCAACAAGAAUAGAAUUGGGGAAUGUCAGCCUCUUCCAUGCAUACCUUUAACCUCAUGUUUAUUAGGAAGUACCCACCAACUUCAUGGUUCAACCUUUAAUAUAGAUUGCAACACCUGCAGCUGUUAUGCCGGAGAACUUAUUUGUAGUAAAAAGCAGUGCGAAAGUAGUGCUGUUGGUGGACGAAACACUGCAUACACUACACUGCCUUGCAACUGUCCUCCCCAUUAUGUUCCAGUUUGUGGAAGAAAUGGUAUUACUUAUUCUUCAGCUUGUUUGGCUAAAUGUGCAGGAUUAAAUGAUGCCGAUAUAGAACUUCUACCUUGUCAAAAUCCAUGCAAGCAAAAUGUUUGUCCUAUAGGACAAAAAUGCGUUCCCAAAUACCAGACGUGUUUAUCUUUAAUGCACAAGCCGUGCAAGCAGUACGAAUGCAUAAAUGGAUCAGCAAUUUGUUCGAAUUUGGAAAAUGAGCCAGUAUGCGAUGUUGAAAAUCAACAAUAUAAUAAUUCUUGUUCUUUAUCUCACCAUAAUGCAAAACUCGCAUAUCGGGGCCCCUGUUUAAAUAAAUGUCAACGGACCGGACAAGUUUGCGGAAUAAAUGGAAAAACGUACUCUUCAGAAUGUGCCGCAUUUGCUGAUAUGGUCUCUGUAGAUUAUGAAGGGCGUUGUUCUGCUAUUGGAUUGAUAACAAGUUUCAAAGCGAAACAAUGUUCAAAUGUAAAUUGUCCCAAACUGCCGAAUCAGAAUUGUUUAGGAAUUACGCCACCCGGAGCAUGUUGUCCACUUUGUGGUGGAGCUUUAAGACUGCUUUAUAGCAGAAAACAAAUAGAUCGAGCCCUGUACGCUUUGCAGAAUAAAAGCACUGAAGCUGUUAAUUUAAGAUCACUUCUGAAAGGUCUUGAACGACAGAUCCAGUUGGCCCAAUGUACAGUAAGAGGGUAUGUCACUGUAGAAGCUGAUAUUUUUCUUACUGUACAGUCCAUGGAAAGGUACCCAUCUGCAUUACAACUGGAGGCUUGUAUACGGGAGGCUGAAAAGAUAGCAAGUCUGGUCAAUUUGCAGAGUCCUCGAAUAGCAAGCGAACUUAGCCUAAGUUCGUUAACUUUAGCAACAUUAGUUCAUACAGAUAUAAGUACUAGUAAAUCUCAGCCAAACAUACCAAAUAUAUAUUUAGUAAUUAUGAUGACUGCGGUUCUCAAAAUAAGUAUUUACGUAUUUUAACUAUAAACCUACAAAGCCGAUUAAUAUUUUGCAGAAUUAUUACUUAAAUAAAUAGUCUUUAAAAUAAGGCAUAUCGUCAGUGAAACGCGUGUUAACCUAACUCCAUUUUACAUUACUUAAAUAAUACGUUUAAUACAUAAUUUUACCUUAAAUUUUUAACGAAAUAUUGAGAUGUAUUGUUCCCCAACAAAUACAUUUUGCUACGCAUGAAUAUACUUGCUACAUGUGUGCAUAUUUUUGCACCGUUUUUUUGCUCUCCUAUAAAACUAGGAAUAACGGAGUUUAACUGUUUAACACAUUUCACCGACGAUAACAUGACGUACUGAAAUUUUUGUCCUUGAUAUAAAGUUAAAGUGGUUACCCCAAGUGUUUAAAAAAAAAUAUUUUGUAGCGCAGAUCAAAAAGACUAUAGAUAAUCUUAACCUCUGUCUUUACUUUAUUGAUGGUAACUUCAUAAGAAUGGAUUCAACAGGAUAUACAAUAGACAAUGUAUAGAUAUUUACAACUAUAGAGGGUGUUUCAAAAAACAUGUGCCUUCUUUCCGUGGGAGAUUCCUCAUGUAAAAAUAACAUUUAUUUUUUAUAUCAACAUAGAUCUGAUUCCAGAUUCAGCUUUGUUUCGUAGCUAAAGGGCGUUAAAGUCUUAUUUUUUGUUCGAUUUUUUUCCUUCCAAGUGCUUUUGGGUGUCCUUCAGCUUUGUUUCGUAGCUAAAGGGCGUUAAAGUCUUAUUUUUUGUUCGAUUUUUUUCCUUCCAAGUGCUUUUGGGUGUCCAAGUGAUUCGAAUGAAAUUUUAGGGAUAAGAUUUGGCUACAUAUUUUAAUGCUAAAAAGGUGUCGACAAAAUCGCCAGGGAUGUGCAUUUGGGUUAUCACUGGAAUAUUUUUAUCUAAAAAAACAUGUGCGCUACUGAUUUUUUUUCUCUUAGCAAAAUCGUGCAGGCCGUUUAAUGCCGAUUAAAAGUGAUAUCUUGAUAUUUUAUCGAUUUCGAUCUCCCCAGAUAUCGUUGCGUAGGGUGUCCUUGUAACCCCCUUUAGCUACCAAACAAAGCAGAAUUGUUCUAUGUUCAUAUAGAAACUAAAUGUCAUUUUUACGUGAGAAAUCUCCAACACCUCAUUUUUCUAAACACCCCGUAUAGUUUUAAGGCCAUUUUUUUGAUUAUGUACAGGGUGAGUCUUAAAUAAGUGCAAAUAUUUUCAGGGCUUUUUGAAUAAGAAGACUAAGGAAGGAGCAUAAUGCUAUCCAUGUAUUCAUGCAUG
Molecule: messenger RNA, 4362 nt
Organism: Sitophilus oryzae (rice weevil)
Lineage: Eukaryota; Metazoa; Arthropoda; Insecta; Coleoptera; Curculionidae
Gene: Reck
Product: reversion-inducing cysteine-rich protein with Kazal motifs
Exons: 18
Coding region: 124-3108 (994 amino acids)
Biological process (GO): extracellular matrix organization
Cellular component (GO): plasma membrane
Molecular function (GO): protein binding; metalloendopeptidase inhibitor activity
Source: RefSeq, a predicted model, not a curated record